This is a messenger RNA of Stylophora pistillata, 2536 nucleotides long. RefSeq names its product cation-independent mannose-6-phosphate receptor. Gene Ontology annotation, molecular function: D-mannose binding; signaling receptor activity; insulin-like growth factor binding. Gene Ontology annotation, biological process: lysosomal transport. Gene Ontology annotation, cellular component: late endosome; plasma membrane; trans-Golgi network. NCBI's taxonomy places the organism in Eukaryota, Metazoa, Cnidaria, Anthozoa, Scleractinia, Pocilloporidae. The record is from RefSeq and is a predicted model, not a curated record.
AGGCGAUGGAGUAUGUAUGGUUACGAAUGGAAACGGAUUGUCGUAUACUAGCUUGGGUCGGUACGAGUACAGAAGUAUGACUUUCUACAGGGAAGACGAAAUGAUGAUUUUGCGGUACUGCAAUAAAGAGUGCGGCAAAGGUGGUACUGUAAAUUCAACAAUAACAUUUAUUUGCGACAGAGAGCAACUGAAGGGUGGACAGCCAGAACUGAUACAAUCAUAUGGGAAAAACGGAGCAGAUUUUAUUUUCAGAACAAGUUUAGUUUGUCCUCCGCUUGAGCGGGAGUGCAGUUACACUUAUUCCGGUAAUACUUAUGACCUGCAACUCCUAACAAGUCGAACAGGAAGCUGGAAUUACACAUCACGUAAUAAAGACAGAUUUUGGAUAAACAUUUGCAGAGGCAUUAGUGAUGGUCCUAAAGGUUGUCCAUCACAUGCCUCAGUUUGUAUGAUAAGAGCAGGAAAAGACAAAGUAAACGUUCUUGGGCUCACAAGCACGCAGAUGAUGACUUAUCAGGGUGGUAAGCUCCAGUUACAGUAUUCAGGGCUACCAUCGGAUGGCUGUCGCAAAGGUGUGCAUCCCAAAGUCGUUUUCUAUUUCGAUUGCGGAAGUCAUGUUGGUCAGCCUUCUUUAUCAAGGGAAGAGUGGUCAUCUUGUGUCGUUGUUAUUAACUGGAAAAGUUCGGUAGCCUGUAAAGUCAAGAGAGAAAGAAUUGAAGAAAACAAUUGUGUCGUCAAACAUCCCGUCACGGGCAGAAUCAUUGAUUUUAAAAAACUUUUGAAUGGAUCUGAAAGCACGUGGAAAGUUAUUGGACGAGACGAACAUGUUAAAGAAGUGUCCUAUUACAUCAAUGUUUGUGAUAAACUUGGUAAGGGAACAAAGGAUUUACCAUCGGGCUGUAAUGGAGACGUGGCUUCAGUGUGCAUUGAGAACACGCCGUUUACUGUGACGGAUAAAAGUAUUUAUUAUGAAGACUCCAUUUUUUCGCUUGAGAUGACGGCAGAUAAGGUCGUAUUUGUGAUAAACUUCCAGUGUUCAGAGGAAAAAGUGGGAAGUCCCAAGUUUGAUUAUCUUUCAAGCAACAAACAUUACUUCUUUACGUGGACAACUUCCGUUGUUUGCGCGGGAGAAUUGAGCCGCGAAGUAACAGAUAUUCCUGAAGCUGGACACAAAACAGUCAAGUCUGUCGGAAAGAAAAACUUGGGGAUCGCAUUUGGUGUGGUUUUCGCUGUUCUCUUGGUCAUUGUGUUUGUUGUUGUGUUUUAUAAACCUUCCAGAAGGCAUAAAAUCAUUUCCUAUUUGAGGGUAAACUUUAAGACACUUGUUCUUCGCAAAGAGAUCAAUUAUCCUACAUACAGAUAUCAAAAGCUCGAUGUCUCUGAUGACGAUGAGGCGGAUUCCCUUAUUAAGAUAGCUGAGGGGAGUGAUGACGAAGAAGAAAACGACGAUGACGAUCUCUUACCAUUUUAAACGGGAGGACUGAAACAAACUCCAAACCGCUGACCGCCCAUUAUAAUUACAGUUGGGAAAGUGAAGAAUAGUAAAUAUGAUGGCGGCGAGCGGCUGGGUUCGAUUCAGCCGGGGUCUGGUUGCAAUGUGCGAAACUCAGCUGAUCGUCUAUUUGAAGUUCAAGUUUUUUUUUUUUUUUUACCUCGGCCAGCGGUAGCAUUGCCGACAGUGGGUAGAACCGUGUGUAUGGUAAGACUGUCUUUGACUUAAGCUCUUCUCAUACAAAUCCUUAUGAAAACGAAGUUUUUCGAUACAAGAACGGAUAAAAUUUGUACCGUCCGUUCAUUCUUUUUCGCAUUCUUAAAAAGCUUAAUCAUCGAAACUGUCCCUCAAAGGAGGACGUACGACAGAGUUCACACGGUUAUUUAAUAGAUGUUUGUUCGUCCAUUCAGGCAGGGAAAGCGAGAGAUAAAGAAAGAAACGUCUUCAAAUUUAUCAUAACAAUGUAAAUUGGCGUUUUCGUUUAUAAGGAAUGACGCGACGGUUCGUUUAGGAUAAAUAGACUGGCGUGUAUUGGAAGGAAAGAAAAGGCACGAGCUCUUAUUCUGACUCAGAAGGAUAAAAUAAUUUGAGAGAAGAUUUGAAGUGUAGAAGAAUUUUUUCAGAGGAGAAUGAAAUGACAUUUUUAGCAGGGUCAUCAUUCUCCAAAAAUGUUAAAUUAACAUAGAAAUUUAAACGAAAUGGUUGGAUUUAAAGUAAUUUAUUGCCACCUAAAGUGGCAAGACGUAGUUCAGUAGUGAUAUAACAAGGAGGAGGAAGAUCGACAUGUUAGUGUUACCUGGUGAGCGAAUCCUCUUCUAAGGUUUGUGUACAUGCUUUUAUGUAAACGUCUUUGCAACACGAAGAGAAGCCCGUUUCAAAUUGAAUUCCUCCAACCCACAUUUGUCGGUUUGGAAUGGGAAACAUUAGUUGCAGGGCUAUUUGAUAAAUUAGGUAUUGCACUCUGGAAAGUUGUAUUUAAUGAUCAAAGGUGUUGUUAAUGAGCCGAUAGGAAAAUUUUUUCACUAAAUUAAUGGUUAUCAAGAA